Molecule: messenger RNA, 3992 nt
Organism: Populus euphratica (Euphrates poplar)
Lineage: Eukaryota; Viridiplantae; Streptophyta; Magnoliopsida; Malpighiales; Salicaceae
Product: disease resistance protein RPM1-like
Exons: 2
Coding region: 977-3718 (913 amino acids)
Biological process (GO): defense response to other organism
Molecular function (GO): ADP binding
Source: RefSeq, a predicted model, not a curated record
UCUUCCGAGUAAUUACUUUUUCACUCACCUCUGACCAAAAAGAAAGAGAACCCAACAUUUUGAAGGCAUGACGGAGGAGGAAGGAGGCUUCAAAUUCUCUUCAUUCUCGCCAUCUUUGGAUCUCAAUAAACCCUAUGGUUUCUCUUCUCUUUCUUAUCUCUUAUAUUUGGCAUUCUCAGCAUUCACCGUGUUUUUUUUUUAAUUAGUUUUUGUUAGGGGUCUUAUACUACCUUAAUGGUUGUGCCUGGAAUCUUGAUUAUCCCUCGAGAUCUUGAUUUUUACAUUUUGGGAUUCGCUUUUUUCAUUAUGUUCUUUCAGUUUCUUUACUGUACAUUGGCUGAUGUAAACCUGCUAAACAAUCAUGCGUGCGUUUUCUUUUUUAAUGAGUUUGCAUAAAUGCGGUUCCAAAACACACUGUAGAUAUUACCAGAGCAUUUAAAAAAAAUUCUUUUUAAUGGGUUGCUUUCAAGAUGGGUGAUUGUUUAAGAUAAAAACAUUGGAUUCUUGGCAGAGUUGAAAAAUGAUGUCUUUUACUUAGUUGAAGCGGAGAGAGAUUUUGAUUUUUGAACCUCGAAUCCCUUUUUUUUUCUGGCAGUUCCUCUUGGAAGUGCUUUGUAGUUUAUUUUGAUUCAGUUUCCAGCUGAAUUCCAUGAUGCCAAAAAGUGAGCUUGAGUUCUCUGGAUAACCAGGCUGUUAAAAAUCGAUGUAGAUUGUGAAAUAAAUGCAAGUGCCUUUAUUCAUUUUUUUCCAUCUUUUACUUUUCAAUUGCGUUGGAAGAUUAUUAUAAUUUUUAUGAGCAUAUCUUUUUGUAUAUUGUUUUUUGAUUUGACAGAAAGAUUAGAUGAGGAGACUUUUUCUUUCUGUUGUAUUUGUGACAUUUUUCCUUUCAAACUGGUGGCAGAAUGGUGACAUUGUGUACAGAGGUGAUUCUCGAAAAAAUAUUAUAACAUAAAAGGACAUCACAUACAUGUGAAACAUGGCUGAGGUAGCGGUGGAGUACCUCGUUAGAAAAUUGAAGGAUCGAAUUUUAUUUGAAACUGACAGACGAAGUGCGGCAGAAUUAAAUAGCAUCAAGAUUGAGUUCGAAAAACUCAGGCCAUUUCUGAAAAAUGCAGAUUGGAGAAAGAUGAUGGUUGCUGACAACACAAUUGUGAAAUGGGUGACAGAUGUGAUAAACCUGGUGUAUGAGGUUGAAGAUGUCAUUGACAAGGAUAGCAGUGGAAGAAAGGAGUCAUAUGGGUCUCUGUCCUCACUUGUUGAUUUUGUGAGUGAAUUUUUUAAUUACGGGACCGCAUCAAAUAAACCGCAUACUAGUUACAAGUCAUUGCUGGUGCAUGUCUCAGAUAGGAUUAAAGAACUAGAAGCCACAAGGAAGCAUCUAAGCUUGUUAGGAGACAUCACUAAAGCCAAACAUGAAAGCCUGAUACAACAUUCAAAGUCCUCCCAUAAGCUUCCAUUGAACAAUAUGAUUGGAAGGAGCAAAGAAUUUAUGAUGCUCAAGGAAUUGCUUCUUCAUGUGGUCGAGGCUGAUAGGCCAUAUCUUGUUGCUGUAACUGGAAAUGAAGGUGUUGGCAAAACAACACUCGUCCUAAGAGUGUAUGAGAGUGUGCAGAGACAUUUUGACUGUUCUGCCUGGAUUUCUGUUUGUGGGCGUUCAGUCACUGGAAUUUUAAGAAACAUGGCUGCAGAUUUUUCCAGAAGCCAUUCAGUAAUGAAGCCGGUGAUUAAUUUGGAUAAAAAGGGUGACAAGGAUUUAGCAAACAUGAUCUGUGACUACUUAGGUGGUAAGAACUUCUUGCUAAUCUUAGAUGGCUUGGAUACCUUAGAUACCUUUGAAGAUAUUAAGCAUGCAUUACCCGCUAGAUGCAGAGGGAAGGUGGUGGUGACAACCUUUAAUUCAGUGAUUCCUGCAGUUAUAUGCAGGCAUGUUCUCCAUCUUGAUCCACUACUGGCAGAAGAUGGUCUGGGGCUUCUUCGUGGACGAGCACUCUUGCAGCAAUAUGACCUUGGUGAGGUGCCUUGGCCUUCUUCAGUGAAAUUGGUUGAAAAGAAGAUUUUGCAUAUUUGUCAAGGCAUCCCCCUAUCUAUUGCCACUCUGGGGAGCUUGCUUUCAACAAUCAACCUAGAAGAAGUUGGGAAUUGGAAUGAGGUCCUUCAUAUGCUGGAGGAAGCUAAUCAGUGUAUGCCUCAGUCCAAUUUGAUCAAGAAAGUCAUCGCAGUGUGUUACUUUAGCCUGCCAGCAAUGCUGAAAUGCUGCUUCCUUUAUUGUGGAAUGUUUCCCCGCCAUUGUGACAUCCAAUGUAAGAAGCUGAUUCGGUUAUGGGUGGCAGAGGGCUUUACAGGAAGACAGCUAUUUGGGAUAACAGAAGAGGAAUCUGCCAAAUACCUCUUAGAAGAGCUUAUCCAAAGGAAUUUGCUUCAAGUGGCACGUGUAGGUGUAAAUGGGGAGGUGGAAUCUUGUACACUCCUGCAGCCAGUGCAUGAUUUUAUCUGUGACAUGUCACAAAAGGACCAGAUAUUUUCUAUAUAUGAGAGCACCCAGGAGGUUUGGCCAUUAAAGGCAUCACGUUGUGUUGCCAUACAUGGAGAAAUUGAUUAUAGAACACCUAAUUCCCUCCCUAGAGAGAUCCGUUCUUUGCAUUUCUUUCAGGGGAGACCAAACCAGACAGCUAUCUUGUUGAACUUGGUAUCGAAAGUUAAACUCCUGCAUGUGCUGGAUUUGCAAAAUAUUCCUAUUGACACCUUGCCUGAUGAAAUUGGUGAUCUUGUUGAGUUGCGCUAUCUAGACCUGAGGAACACGAGGCUACAUGAGCUUCCACCAUCCCUUCAAAAUCUGUGUGAACUACAGACACUUGAUGUUAGAAACACACCGGUAAGGGCUUUGCCUAGUGGCUUUGAUAGCCUCAGGAUGUUGAAGCACCUUCUUCUUGCCGAUUCAUAUGGCAACAGGGUAGUGAAGUUGGAUGCUGAAAUCAUGUUUCUUAAAGACCUCCAGACACUAGCAGGUGUGAAACUUACACAAAAUGUCGCUCUAGGACUAAACCACCUCCCUAAACUUCUGAAGCUGUCAGUGGGAGAGGUAGAAGGUGGAAAAAAUUCUCUUUGUCUGUCAGAAUCCAUCAAUCAGAUGAAAGACCUCAGUUCCCUGACCAUAAAAUGCGCUUGGAGGAAGGAAAUUCAAAUACAGAUAUCAAAUCCUCUUGAGAAUUUGGAAAAGUUACGUGUUGGAGGUUGGAUUAGAGAUUUGCUGAGUUGGAUAAGCAGGCUAAGCUCCCUCAAGUAUUUGCAUCUAUGGGACUGUAUGUUGAAUCAAGACCCCAUCUCAAGUCUCCAGCAUUUGCCCAAUCUUGUUGUCCUUUCUUUAUCGAAGGCUUUCAAAGGGAAGCAGAUAAGUUGUGAUAAUAUUGCUGGAUUUCCGAAGCUCAAGAGACUAUCAAUUUUUCACUUUGAAGAAUUAACUGAAUGGACAAAGAUAGAGGAGGGAUCAAUGGAAAAGCUUCAGAUUUUAACCAUUGGUUGGUGUCGUAAACUAAAAUUGCCUCCAAGAGGCCUUGAAAGUCUGAAGGAUCUUGAAACACUGCAGAUAACCAGCAUGUAUCCAGAAUUUGCAGAAGAGGCAAAAGCGAUCUCUCGUUGUUCAGGCUUAAACUUUUCAGUUGUUCAACAAGUUGCUUCUCAAACCCGUCAACAGAAUCUUACCUUACAAAUAAUCAACUGAGCUAUUGGUGGGAUUAAAUGGGUUACUGCAAACUAUUUUUACGAAUUGCUUGGGGCCAGGAAAACCGCUCAGCAGAAACUAUGUUAUCAUUUAUUGUGGACACUUACAGAAGAAGAAUGACAGUUUAUGGAUUGGCCUUGUAAUCUUCUGCCUUUUGAUUUCAUGGUCACCAUAUAGUGAACAUCUGUUUCCUGUGCGACAUUAACUUUUAAUUACACUACUGUAAUCUAAUAAAAUUCUCCUCAUUUACUUGAUUCAAAAUUCUUGGUUCUGA